Molecule: messenger RNA, 487 nt
Organism: Cherax quadricarinatus
Lineage: Eukaryota; Metazoa; Arthropoda; Malacostraca; Decapoda; Parastacidae
Source: RefSeq, a predicted model, not a curated record
CAUAUUUCUGGAGAUGAUAAAAGCCCACAAUGAAGUUUUCAAGGAUUUUGCUUUGGGUUUUGACUCUGAAAAAAAUGCCUACAGUGUGAAACUAAUCCCAAAGUUGAAAAAGAAACCUGCAGAAUUUAAGGUGGAACUGACUGAUGGCGAUAAGAAGAAAGAUUUCUACGUGACUAUGAAGAAGGCUAAUGCUGGGUCCUUGAAGGAGCUCAUGAUGGCUAUAAAAGCCAAACCUAGUGACAGAGAAAUUUUGCCACAGUUUAUAAUGCAGAUGUUGGAAGUAAUGUCUCAACACAACUCAAGCAUCAGAUAUGAAAGAGUUGGCAGGAACAGCUUUUAUUCUAUGGAUGGAGCAUUUGGACAUCCAUAUGACAUUGGUGGGGGCAAAGAUGCUGUGGUUGGAUUCUUCGCUUCCCUCAGACCUGCUGCAUGGAAAAAUGGAUCUCUCUUGCUCAAUGUUGAUCGUGAGUAGUUCACAUUGAAUAUU